Cynoglossus semilaevis (tongue sole) is the source of this 3326-nucleotide messenger RNA. RefSeq lists its product as uncharacterized. Bases 177 to 881 code for a protein of 234 amino acids. Lineage: Eukaryota; Metazoa; Chordata; Actinopteri; Pleuronectiformes; Cynoglossidae. The record is from RefSeq and is a predicted model, not a curated record. The transcript is spliced from 5 exons.
CCACAAACAAACCCAGAGAGGGGCACAGGGAGCCUUGGAGACGGUGGUUCAGCCCUGCUGGUGAAAGUACUCUUCUGGGUGUGGAACCGUACUACAGGCAACAAAACAACAUGAGAACACAGCCCGGCCUUAGUUCUUAGGGCAGCACUGGAAUGAGAGAAGAUAUGUGACAUGUGAUGAGCCACAGGAUGAAACAUCACACUGAACUUGGAACACAUAAAAGCCUGAGUGCAUGCAGAGGCCACAGGAGGAGUUCUGAGCCCAAACCAUGGUCCAGACCCUUCCAGGAGACCAGAGCCUUCCCUCCGCUCCCACCAAGACCACGUUCACAAGUCGACACUCGUCGCUGCCUCAGAGAAACUGAGCCUCUGGGUCUCCAAGUGCGGGGCUUUUGCUGUCCCCUCCAGGAGAGACCUGGCAGCAGCAGCAAUAGCAGCAGCAGCAGUGAAAGCAGCAGCAGGGCAGGAGCAGGAGCAGCAGCAGACAGGAGCUUAUUACUGUUAAGCAGCCUGAGAGGUAGUUUGGAGAGCAGAGCAAAAGCAGCAGUGAGAGUCAGGAGUGGGAGCAGAGCUGUGGUGACCUCACAGACCGGAGCUGGAGUCAGUCCAACAGCAGAAUCUCCCACAACCCCCUGCAUCAAUGAGAGACAGGCUGGUCAGGGACAGGCCGGCGCCACCAAGGUUUCAGAACUCCAUCUGUAUCUGCCUUCAACAUUCUGUGAGGACGUGGACCACAGCUCCGAGGCCGAGGACCAGAGGCCUCCAUCACCACAGACGACAAUACAAGAACCUGAUGUCAAAACAGGCACAACAGAACUUCCAGAGAUUUCACACGGCAGCACUGGAGCCCCCAGCAAACCACAGUCACCUUCUGAUGACUGAACACAGAGGAGGAACAGAGCACAUACUCGUUUGAAACGAUCUGCCCCCUUAAAUGCCUCCACUCAGACAGAGUGAAGUGAUGAGAAGCAGGCCUGCGAUGAUAAUGCUUGCAGCUGUCCACACAUAUGGGCCCCACACGGCUUAGAAAACACGAUGAUGAAACACUGUUGAUUAGUUUUCAGAGAAACUAAAAAGAAAAAUGUUUUUAGAAAAAUACAUCUUGAAACAACAGAUGAGCAAGUGACAAAUAUGGGUCAACGUGAGGCAGGUGUGAAGACAGGGAGGAAGAAGGCACACGCUUGACGUCAAAACACAGAAGGAUGGAAUAGAUAUAGGUAUCUAAUCAUGAGCACAUAUAUUUAUUUGGAACACACACUCAGACAUGUACACACAAUCCCCAGCUUAAACAAAUAUGAAACAGCAACAGGAACUGAUAUUUCCAUCACAGAAAUCGACAGCAGUAGUACCAGGGACAGUUCCAGUGCCUUUAUCUCCAUUAGAGGCACAAGGUGAACAGUAGCAUCCUCUCAAGAGGCAAAAAGAACCAUUGUUUGGAAAAAUGUAUCUGUGGCAACAGAAAUGUUAUAUGCACCGAUAAAAACGUUUUUUGGGGUUUUUGGUUUUUUUUGGCCACAAACAAUUUAACUUGUAAUGUAAGAAAGCAAAGAUCAGCAGUUCCUGUGCCACUGUCAACUAAAACAUCCCAUUGAAAAAUUUUAAUGGGAAGUGCUGUGAGAGAGUGACAACAUUAGUUGUCGAUAACGUGUAAAUGCAUAUACAUAAAUUGCCUUGAUCAUUCUGGUUUCCUUCAGUCCAUUAGUGAUAUUGUAAUAAAAACAUGUGAGUUUGUCACAUCCAUUUGAAUGAGUUCUGUUACCUCCACUUCAAGGUAGGAACCCCGACCUGGACUCCAGCAGGUGAACAUCUGCUUAUGGUUCACCAUGUGUUGAGUCUGUGUAAUUUCUCCUCCUGGGUCUCUUCUCUGUGCAGAGAGAGCAGACCAUGCACCAGACACUGGGCUCUGGAGCAAUCUGUACUCCACUGCUGCCACGAAAAGACCUGAGGGCACAGGAGCCUGUCAGAGGAACAGAGAGAAGCGUCAUCAGAUAGAGCUCAGGGCCAAUGAUCACAAACACCAGAGAGAGCGAGGGAAUCAAUAAGAAAAUAAGUAGUGGUCUUGAUAGAAAAAACACCAAUCUUGUCAAAAACUAUUGAAAUAAACAUUAUUUUAGAGUUAGAAUGUUGUGAAUCAUGACUAAAUAGAAGAGUAUUUUUUUAAAAACAAACCAAUCCUUUCCCAGAUUUGCAGGAUUAAAUCAUAGCUUUUAAUUUAAUCUGAGAAUUUUGACAUUUCUUUAGAAUCUAUUUUUUUCUAUUAGAAUGAAUUUUAUUAGUUUGUUUAUAAAUUAGCAGCACGUGAUUUUUGUUACAGAUAUUUAAAAUACUACCUUAAAUCUUUGAGACACAAAAAGUGUCCAGAAACUAUAAUAAUGACAUUAUAUCCACUGGUACUUUCAGAAAAUCAUCAAGUUUAAACCUAAAAUUUAGACUUUAAUGUGAUCUUAACCGUUAUGAGCUAUAGUCAAAAAUCCUGAAAAAGCAAGAAUUCAGACUUGUAUUAUAAUAGGGACUAAUAUUCAAGCCCCGGUGAUGUCAUCAUGGUCUAUGACCUUUUGACCUUUUCCUCUAAACCAACAAGACAAAUUACCCCCUUCGUCCAUGUUACAUUUGUGAGAUUUUACGGUUCUCGGUGGAACCUGGAAGGUCAUGAGCAGACCUCCCAGUCUCUUGACCGUCACACUUAGAAUUAGGACUCACUGAGAAACCCUUUUAACACAGCAUUACCCAAAAUGAAGUAUGCUGCAGCGCUGAGGGAGAGGAUGAUGAGGAAGAUGGUGCCGAGCCCCAGAUCUCCCAUGGAGCAGGCAUUUGGACAUGCACAGGGGCUUUCCACCCACAUCUGCAGGGGCACCUGGUCCGAGCUGAGCCUCAGGUCGCGGGUGAAUGAAAAGGACUGAUUUGGAUUACAGUGGAAAUGGACUACGGUCAAGGGCUGCUCCUCAUCCGCUGUGGUACAGGGAGGAGAAGGAUGAGUAGGAGGACAAAGAACAGAACAGGAGCAGUGGUUACUGUGUCUUAACCAUGUGCAGUGUUUUCUUACAGAAGUAAGAGACAGACAGAAGUUUCAGGGUGUGGUUGUAGUGGAACUGAUUGCCGUCGUGUCUUCCAUACGUGAUGCAGCGGCCGGUGUGUGUGCUGUCUGUGUUGUACCUGUUUACAAAACACAUGCCACACACUGACACUGAUGAUAUCAUCUAUGAUACUAUUGAUAAAUACAGUUAUGGUCAAUCAUUGUCAUGUAUUUGUCUUUUUUUGAGAGGUCAGUUUGAGAAGUUACCACUGAGGUGCUCUGAGCAUGUCACUGUCCCCACUCACUGCUCCCUG